GCAGUCAAGGACGCGGAAGAUGGUGUCGGUGUCGCGUUCAUUGGCCGCGGCUACCUUCCGUUGACCAACGGCGUGAGCUUUUGCGACUUUGUGUGGGACUACUCCAACUUCAACACCAAGUACACCAAGGGCAACAAGGCGAUCGGCCCCGGCAUGCAGAAGAAGGACGGCAUCCUCCGCUCGCUCGUGUACACGCAGGUGUCGAUCUCGGGCCAGGCGCUCAUCUUCGUCACGCGCACGGCCGGUAUCAACACGUGGUUCUUUGCCGAGAAGCCGUGCAACCUCCUCCUCAUCGCGUUCGUGUUUGCCCAGGUCGUGGCGUCGGUCAUCGGCUACUACGGCUUCAACGGGUACCCGUCGGACCGUAUCGCUGUCUUUGGCUGCGGCGGUGGCUACCUCGUGAUCGCGUGGUUGUGGUCGAUCGUGUGGCACUUCCCGCUCGACUUGAUCAAGUUUGCGGUCAACUACGUCCUCAACGCCAACACGUACUCGACUACGGCCUUUGACUCGCGCAUCAACGCCGGCCACCCGUCCAUGUCGACCGCGCGUGUGACGCAGCACGCCCGCUCGGUCCGCGCCUCGCGCACGGUCGCGUAAGCCUGCUUGCAAUCGCAUUGUAUAGAAAUAAUAAACGAUAAAGGAAGUUUAUUGCAAGUACAUAUUCCGUCGUUGAUAAAGCACCACCUAAUCGCAGUCUUCUCUUCUAAAC
Molecule: messenger RNA, 709 nt
Organism: Saprolegnia parasitica CBS 223.65
Lineage: Eukaryota; Oomycota; Saprolegniomycetes; Saprolegniales; Saprolegniaceae
Exons: 1
Coding region: 154-597 (147 amino acids)
Biological process (GO): regulation of intracellular pH; proton transmembrane transport
Cellular component (GO): plasma membrane
Molecular function (GO): P-type proton-exporting transporter activity
Source: RefSeq, a predicted model, not a curated record